CUCCUUCAUCGAGGGGCUGCUGUUUUUCACUGUACUCCAUGGCGCAGAAGGUGCAGAACCCACCUCUGCUGUCUUGUUUUCGGUUAGCAGAACUGCAGCGCAUAUCUUUGAAUCGCAGUGUCUUUAUAAUGAUGACGGUGAUGCAGAAAAUGCGAACUGUGAAAGAAAGGGGGCAAAUAACCACGCUACCCGGAGAAUAAUAAAUACUGCUCUCAAUGAAAACAGAGAGGUGGGGUCUAACCGAACCAUGGAUGGAAAGGAGAAUAAACUGAAAACAGCCAGGUUAUGGAGAGAUGCUGCGCUGCGCUCCAGAAAGCUGAGAAGCAACCUGCGCCAGCUGACCCUCAGUGCCAAUAACAACCAGAAGAUUACUCUGCCCGAGAACAUCAACGAGAUAGAGGCUCUAAACCUGGGAAACAACUCUUUACAGGAGCUGCCCGAGGGGCUGGGAGCCGCCCUGAUCAACCUGCACAUUCUUAUAUUGAGGAGGAAUAAAUUCGCCAGCAUCCCGCUGCCAGUUUUCGAGCUCGGGCACCUGACGGAGCUGGACCUGAGCCAUAAUUGCUUAGGUAAUUUCUCUGAGGAAAUAGGAUGCUUGAAAAAUCUGAAAAAACUGUGCAUCAGCCACAACAAACUGAAAGCUCUGCCAUCACAGAUAGGAACUUUACAGGCCUUAGAGGAGCUGGAUAUUAGUUUUAACGAACUCUGCCAAUUUCCUCUCUCUUUCGGCCAGCUUAAAAAGCUGCGGACACUGGACGCAGAUCACAACAAACUCGCCCAGUUCCCUCAGGAGAUUCUGUUACUAAGCGAUCUGGAGGAACUGGACUGUUCCGGCAAUAAAAUAGAUUGCUUGCCAACUGGGAUAAUGACGUUGCAGUCCAUAAAAAUAUUGUGGCUGAGCAGCACUAAAAUCUCUGCGUUACCAGAGACCUUCUGUGAUUUGAAAAACUUGGAAAGCCUAAUGCUGGAUAACAAUGCUUUGACAGCUUUACCUAAGCCCUUUGGCAAAUUGCAAAGACUGAAAAUGAUUAACAUUUCUUCAAACCACUUUGAAGCUUUCCCUCUUGUUAUUCUUGAGCUUGUGGGUUUGGAAGAACUAUACCUAAGCAGGAACAAACUGUCAUUUGUCCCAGAGGAGAUAGGCAAGCUCUGUAUGCUUGCUAAUUUGUGGUUGGACAAUAACAAAAUAACGUACCUGCCUGACACUAUAGUGGAGCUUGGGAAAUUAGAGGAGCUGGUGUUACAGGGUAACCAAAUUGCCAUCCUUCCUGAUAACUUUGGGAAACUCUUCAGAGUUAACAUAUGGAAAAUUAAAGACAAUCCUCUGAUACAGCCGCCCUAUGAGGUUUGUAUGAAAGGCAUCCCCUACAUAGCGGCCUAUCAGAAAGAACUAGCACAUUCCCAGCCUGCAGUAAAGCCAAGGUUAAAAUUGGUUCUAAUGGGACUAAAGGAUGCUGGGAAAACUAAGCUGAGGCAAUGCCUCGUUAGUAAGACACAGGAUUUUCCUGCAGUGCCUGGAAAUAAAGGGAUAGACGUGACAAACUGGAUUGCAGAUGUAGAGCGGAGUCUUACCUUUAUUGUUUAUGACUUAUCGGGGGAUAACAGUUACGAUUUGAUAAAACCGUUUUUUCUUUCACCUGGUGCUUUGUACAUACUGGUAGUCAACUUAAAGACAUACACGUCUAAACAUUUUUAUACCUACGUGGGUUAUUUCCUGCACCUGCUCAGUGCCAAAGUCCCACACGGUGUGGUGUGCAUUGUGGGGACCCACAUAGAUUUGUGCAAUGAGAUGGAAAUAGAAGAAAAAUGCCUGGAUAUCCACCGCCAAAUAGCUAUUCAGGAGAAAAGGGACAAUAAGUUCUUGGGAGGCCUGGCACACAAGGUGGACCGAGCUCUGGGUCAGGACUAUGAUGUGAGGACCUCCAGCCCCCAUGCUCUCUUUUAUGGGGUUUCGGAUAAAAACUUGCGGCGCAAGAAAGCUCAGCUGCAGUACCUGCUCAACAACCGGCUUCAGAUCCUAUCCCCUGUCUUCUGUGUGAGCUGUGCCAAGGACCUCAGAAACACCCAGCGGCUGAAAGAGAAGCUCAUGUCAGUGGCCGAGCACCGGGAGAUUUUCCCCAACCUUCACCGCGUUCUUCCAAAGUCCUGGCAGAUGCUGGAGGAGCUGCAUUUCAAGCCCCAGGAGCUUUGGGUAUCCUGGUGGGAUUCAGCCCGGCUGGGGCUGCAGACAGGUCUGACUGAGGACCGUCUUCAAAGUGCACUGUCUUACCUACAUGAGAGUGGCAAGCUCCUGUACUUUGAGGACAGCUUGACUCUCAAAGAAUAUGUCUUCCACAACCUGUCCAAGCUUAUUGAUAUCCUCAAUAUCUUCUUUCAGCGGGAUGCUACCAUGCUGCUGCAGAAGCUGCUGAUUGAUGACGACAUGGACCAGCUGAGAGCUGCACAGCUCCACCACUAUGUUGAGGGCUUCCUCUUACAUGGCCUCCUGCCCUCCCAUGUCAUCAAGCUUCUCCUCAAGGUCCACAUUAAGACACAGCAGGACCUGCAUCUUAUCCUGGAGCUGCUGGAAAAGAUGGGCCUCUGUUAUUGCAUUAAUAAACUAAAAUCAAAGCCCCUCAAUGGUGCCACUGUGUGGUACAAGUUUCCUUGGUAUGUAAAAAAUGAAACGGCCCAUGCUGAAGCCUGGAUCAAUGGGGGCUGCAACAUGUCUGGGCACCUUUUUGCAGUAGAGCAGCUCCAAAUCGAGUACAACUUCCCAUUCCUCUUCCCUCCGGGCCUCUUUGCCAGGUACAGCGUGCAGAUCAAUGCCCAUGUAGUGCAGCGGUCAGAUGGAAAGUUUCAAAUAUUUGCCUACCGGGGGAAAGUGCCUGUGGUGGUUAGUUACCGGCCAUCCCAGAGUGACCUGUGGGGAGACACCUUGUCCAUCGCCAGCCACGCUUCGUUGCCAAAUAUCUGGACUGCUUGGCAAGCCAUAAUUCCUUUAGUGGAAGAACUGAAUGUCCUUCUGCAGGAAUGGCCAGGACUGUAUUACACUGUGCAUGUUCUCUGUUCCAAGUGCCUUAAAAGAGGGUCACCUAACCCACACACCUUUCCAGGAGAGCUGCUGAGUCAACCUCGGCCCGAGGGAGUAACGGAGAUCAUCUGCCCAAAGAACGGGAGCGAGCGAGUCAACGUGGCCCUGGUGUACCCCCCAACCCCAACUGUCGUCAGCCCCUGCUUGAAGUGAGCAGCCCUGCAGGUGAACCCCCCGGCUCCCCCUUCAGCACAGCCACCUCCUCCCUCGCUUCAGCACUUGGCCAACACACACAUCCUCACCAUCCCUGGAAUCAACACAUUAUUGUGAGACAGCAACGUGAGAGUUCACCUGGAAAGAAUAGCAAACACGCCAAUUGGAUGCUUUCGUAUUCUGAAGAACAGUAUGCAACAUAGACAUAACGCUGACAUUUCAGAAACACGUAUUAAAAGACUCUGGUAUUAAAAUAUGAAUGCUGUAUAUCACUAGUUACCCCUUCUUGAAGCCAAACCAGACAGGAAUUUUCAGACUGCUGCAACUGCUGUGAAACAACAUGUAGAUAGAUUGUUUAACCUCAGCCUGCUUUCACUGGACUGAAAACGUUUGAGAAAUGUUCCGUUUCGCCUGUUUCUCAGGGAGCACGACGGAAGCACAAUUGAAAGCCAUAUUUAAUAUCCACACGAUGGUUGACUUAACUCAAUUGCAGUUGAAAACACCUUUUUGUACAUUAUCUGUGUGAAUGAGUGUGAAAUGCUGAAUUUUCUUCAGGCCUAUUUAAAGAAAACAAAGCAAAAGUGGAUCUUCCGAAUGCUAACAGUACCAAUGAAUUCCUGUCAGGGGCAUAAGCAUCAAGCAUUGAUGAUCACUGAAGGGCAAGAAACUGAAUGUCAUAUUGUGUGUUUAUUAUUGUCAUUUUUCACUAAAGAAGCUGUGUAGUUGAGUUAGAAGCUCAACCACUUUUUUUAGUCCACCCUUCAAACAUUACUUUGUUCUUUCUGGGUUAAAUAAACCCAGGAAGAAUAAAGUACUGUUUUGAAGUCAGACUUUACGAAACAACAUCAAGUAGACAAAAAUGUAGGUCUUCCCCUGUUCAGCCGAGCAAGGCCCAGGUUCCACCUCGCACUGUAAAGCUCUGAUUUGGUCUUGCCUUCCAUUUCUACUGGCUCUGUCCAGGCAGGUUUGAACAGAUAUUCAUUCUGACUGUAUACAUGACCUUUCUGUGGCUACAAAUCUACAAUAAGAAACUGACGGGGGAUGAGACUCAAACAUUGACCUUGUUUGUUCACCUGGGAAACUAUAUUUAAAACCGAGGAAGCUAUCUUCACCUGCACAUGCUGGAGCGUCCAGCUCAGAUAUAGGUGAGGAUGACCAGUGGAACCUGCGCAUGAGAAAGACUGAAAGGGUCCUUCUGAUUCUCAAGACAACUAGUCACUUGCAACAUGUUGACAAAAGUUGGGAAAUGCUGCCAAAGUACUGUUCUGCUUUUGCAGUACAGUUGCGGAUUGAGGACAUAGAUCCGUACAUGUGUGCAGUGGUAAUGUUAUUACCAUCUCUGAAAAUGAUGUUCCAUAUGUAUGUAUUGCAGCACUGGAUAUACUGUAUGUUGGAAUAUAAGAUAAACCACAUGAUGUAAGCGACUUGUUUCCUCAUUGAGAUGAAUAAUCUCAAACAGAAAGUUAAACGUUUUGCUGCCUUGAGUUCCACUUUUAUAGGACCUAAGUUAUGCUCAACCCUAUACAAGAAAUAAUCAAUUGAGCAUUUUAGAAUUUUAAUCAGACACCUGAUACAAUACAAAGUUUUGUCCUGAUGUAGGGGAAAUGGAACACUGCAUGUAAUUAUAUAUAUAUAUAUAUAUAUAUAUAUAUAUAUAUAUAUAUAUAUAUAU
Polyodon spathula (Mississippi paddlefish) is the source of this 4898-nucleotide messenger RNA. Its product is annotated as malignant fibrous histiocytoma-amplified sequence 1 homolog. The record is from RefSeq and is a predicted model, not a curated record. Gene Ontology annotation, molecular function: protein binding. Lineage: Eukaryota; Metazoa; Chordata; Actinopteri; Acipenseriformes; Polyodontidae. The coding region runs from base 248 to 3226 and encodes 992 amino acids. The transcript is spliced from 3 exons.